This is a messenger RNA of Lobosporangium transversale, 459 nucleotides long. RefSeq names its product ribosomal protein S5 domain 2-type protein. Gene Ontology annotation, molecular function: structural constituent of ribosome; RNA binding. The coding region runs from base 1 to 459 and encodes 152 amino acids. NCBI's taxonomy places the organism in Eukaryota, Fungi, Mortierellomycota, Mortierellomycetes, Mortierellales, Mortierellaceae. Gene Ontology annotation, biological process: translation. The record is from RefSeq and is a predicted model, not a curated record. Gene Ontology annotation, cellular component: ribosome. The transcript has 2 exons.
AUGACUACUGCAGGCAAAGUCCCCAGUAUGUAUGCAUUAGUUGUCGUCGGAAAUGGUCAGGGCAUUGCUGGAUAUGGCGAGGGCAAAGAUGAUGAGGCUGCCAGGGCUGUCAGGAAAGCUACCAAUAGGGCCAUGAGAAACUUGGUGGCCUUUGAUCGCUAUGAUGAUAGAACCAUCUAUCAUGAUAUCGAUCACAAAUUCCACGCCACUAAGAUCCAGUUCCGAUCGCGUCCACCAGGUUUUGGUAACCGCUGCAACCAUUAUAUUCACGAAAUUUGUUCAUGUAUUGGGAUCCUGGAUAUUAGCGCCAAAGUCUGGGGCUCCCGUAAUCCUAUGAACGUCAUUAAGGCGACUUUUGAGGCUCUUAGUCAGAAGCAGAAGUUACCCGAAGAUAUUGCCCGCGCGCGUGGCAAGCGUGUUGUUGAUGUGCAGCACACCUAUUAUGGUGCUAGCGAGUAA